AUGAAGAAGUCUGGUUAAAUUAUGAAUGAAAGAAAUUGCGAAAAUGUGUAUAGGUUAAGGCUGCAAGAUGCAAGUGCAUUGCAGUCUACUUUCUAGUGAAGAUCUAGUGCCUACGUGUUAGGGAAACAACCUGUAAUGGUUUGAGAAUUAUCUUGGCGUAGUUUGAUUUGAUUCCAGCAUCAGCAGCCAUUCAUUGACAAAAUGGCGACAAGAGCGGCAACAUUCACAUCCAAGAUCCGGAACUUGAAGGACUACCAUUACCGUAUCAUCAACAACCUGUCUCCUCAGCCAACAGGUGUGGAUAUUGCCAACACCCUCAAAUACUUCUCACAGACUCUUCUCAGUGUGUUGAAGGAUGUCCCAAACAUCCCGGCUGAGAGUUUUGGCCCGCGACAGAGAGACAGUGUCAGAUUGUCCAUCUUCCCCAACCUGAACUAUUGUGGACUGUACAAGGCAGUGUUAGGAAUUAUCGAUGUAGUUCCUCUUUUGCAGUUUGGACAACUGGCGCUUGGAGAAGCAGUCCUCAAUGUGCUGGGCUGUCUGGUACCUUUCCUGGAGUAUGAUCUGCUGGAUUCUCUGCCUUACACAGUGGCUGCUACUCUGGCCAUCUUCCCAAAGUCUCUGCACAAAGACACCAUUGAACUACUCUGUAGUAACCUUCUUCCUAUGACACUGGGUUUUGACGGGUGUGCUGAGCCGUCCUACGCCAGCGAGUCUGCUGCAGCUAUCAUGACUUUGGUCUUCCAGCACACAGACAAUGGAGCCUUCCAUACACAAAUUGUGGAGACACUGAUGAGCAUGAAGAAAUCUCUCUGUAAGGACAUAUUAAGUGUGAUUGCGUAUGGCCCGCCAGCAGCCAAGGCUCCAGCCGUCCACCUGCUGUUUUACUACUGGCCGCAGCUGAACCCACUGCUCUCUGACAGGAGAGGGCUACACUACAAAUACCUGGCGUGGACCCCUGUGUUGUGCCAAAGAGAAAAGUGUUUGAAUGCAAGGAACUGUCAAGCUGUAAAGAUGUGCCUGAACCCUGCCCUAGCCAUACAGUCUGGAGACAAACCUCCUCCCCUGUACAUCUGUAGUGACUGUGUGGAUGUCCUGAAGAGGGAUCACGCUGAGUAUAUGGUGGACAUCACACUGCCCAUGUCACACAUCUCACCUCUGUGUGAGAACAAGAACUGCUCUGCCACGGAUCACACGGCGGUCUGCACCUGCUUCUCAAUUGAGUGUGCCAGUUACAAUGGGAAUCACCCUAUCCGUUACUGCCGAAUCUGUCACUUUUCUCGUCACUCCACCGAUCAUGGCAUGACCCAUAUCUUUCAUGACAGCAUUCCUGACAUCUGGGAUUGCCCCUCUGACAUGCAGCGGUACCUGCUGGAUGCCAUUGUUAGCUUGUUGAAGGAGGCUCAGCCUAUAGAAUCAAAGCGUAUGGUGGAAAUGGGUGAGGAACAUCGUCAGCGGGUGAUGGAUGAUGAGGACUUCUUUGAGGCGGAGGAGGCAGAGGAGAGGAAACUGCUGAGUCGAUAUGGGAUCUGGCUCAUGGUGGAGCUCUGCAACACCAGAGAGGACAUCCCAAUAGAAGUUCUUGGUCGUCUUUUGGGAAUGUUAUUCCAGUGGUUUGAUUCCACAGCCUAUUUGCCUGACGAUAAUGUAGGAAAUGCAUUGGAGAAGCUGAAACCUGAGUACGUGUACAAGUGGCUGCAGAGAGUGAACAAGACUCACUUUGAAGUGAUAGUUUCCUGCCUCCUUCCUCACCCAGUGGAGUACGCCCGGGUGGGAGGAUACUGGGAUACCCUUGCCAACAGAACCUGUCAAAUCAAAGAGGGACUGAAUCGUUUGUUUUGUCUGGUUCCAUAUGAUAUCAUCACAUUUGAGAUCUGGGACUAUGUGAUGCCCUAUUGGCUGGAGGCUGUCCGCACAGAGGUCCCCAGUGGGGACAUGGGCGAACUUAAGGUUCUUCUCUGUAAGGCAUUUGACAUUGACAUGUGUCCUCUGCCCUUCACACUGGAGAAGAUGUACCACUUUGCGUCUGAGCGCUUUGUGGAUCAGGGGGCAUAUGUCCAGGAGCAAGCCUUACAGUGGCUCCAGAUCCUGUCAGACGUUGACAUCAUUAUCCCCAUGCACAUCUUGUUUGGCGUGUUCAAGUCCGGUGUGAACUCACUAACGAGUGCAGAGGUGAUAGCAGAGUCGAUGGGGCGCCCCUUGGCCCACCACUCCCUGCUGUCCCCCUCCUCCCCCAUUGAGGAUUAUGUGCCUCCCCUGAGCCCUGAGCACACCCACGGCAUGUGCGACCAGGCUGACAUGUUUGACAGAGAGACAGAACUCAACUUACCCUGCUACAUCCUCAUGCUUGACCUCAUUCUGAAACAGAUGGAGCUGCAGGAUUCCCCUGAGCACCUGGGGAUAUUUAAUGAGACAACCAAGGAUAUCAUGCAGCUGGUAUCAUCCAUGUUGAGCAGAACAUGGGAUGGCACCCACACCUGUCAGGAGGAACAGAACUCUGUCAACUGUCUGUUCUGUCAGAACAUCGUCCUUUGGCACAAACUGGCGUCAGAACUCUUUGGCAGAAUUCUACCCAGGGACCCGGUCAAAAUUCCCACCAAGGAGCUGCCCAAAAUGGACGAGAUGCAAAAACAGAAGUCUCACAAAAAGAAAAACAAUCAGGCAGAUGGGAAUUCUUCCCCAGAACUAAAAGACGAUGAUGAGGAAGUAGAGCCAGAUUUCAGAGUGAAGGAAAUGCCUGUCCAUCUACAGCUCUUUGAUGCUUUGCUAAAGGAGCUUCACGAGUUGGAGGACUCAGAUGCUAUCUUCAGUCUGUUAUACUCUCUUAAGUUUCUGUGUUUACAUGGAGAAUGUCUGAACUACACUGUCAGUCAGUAUGAGACUUACCUCAAGUACAGCAUGUCUAAAACACUGGUGCCAGAGUUGUGGAAGUUGUUACAGUCUGACCAUUCACACCUGUCUUUUGUGGCCGUACCUCUGCUGCUACACUGCAUGACUUUGCCCACUGGAGCUGACGUCUUCUGGCAAGUCGUAGAGGAGGAGUAUAGCAGUGACGACUGGAGGCAGAGAUUUGCCUGUGUUGAGAAGGUGACUGUGUUGGCGCGACACCUGGACAGUGACAUGAUCCGCUGUAACCAGGUGAUACAGACCACUCUGGCCCACGCCUUCUGCCUACUGAUUGGUUCUCUAGAGGACAUUAAUGCUGCUGUGGCUCAGAAGACUGUACUCUACCUGGAAACAAUUAAGCCUUCAGCCAUCAAGUGCCUGUGCCAGUGUCUGGAGUUCCAGUUUGACACAGUGAUUGCUGAUCGGGUGAUGAUACUACAGCGUCUCCGACUGCUGGCCAGCACUCUUCCCACCCAGCCUAUCCUCACCUGGGAGUUCUUCCUCAACCGCUUUGACACUCUAUCCCUAGAGGCUCAGCUCGACCUGGAGAGUAACGGUGAUAUACAGUACCCCACAGACCUUUCCAGUAGUGAUCGAGAAAGUGAACACUUCCUGCGCAAACUUAAUCGAGCACGAUUUGCCCUGGCGCGCACAGACAGCAUUCGUUCAGUGAGCGACAGUCUCAAGACCAAGCCUCCAUACAGGCGCACAGUCUCUGUGCCCCUCCAUCUGGUGACCAAAACAGCAUCCCCUAAAGCUGCUUCUCCUUCACGUAUCAAGUUGAUAGAGUUCAAUGCCAAGUGGCGACUGCUGAAGGAGAAGGAUAAGGCUUAUAUGAGACAGCAGUCUGCUCCAUUUAAUCUUGGCCGCCGACUGACCGGGAAGUUUUCUGGUGGUCUUGGGGGUUUCAGUAACUACAUGUUUCAAGGAGGACAAUUGAGAGAGUUCACAGAUGAGGAGAGUAAUUUUGCUGCCUUACUGCAGCGGGCCAUGGACCUUGAAGGGGUGGACAGAAACACAGUCUACGAGCUUGUCGCCCUGCUUAUGAAGUACAUGGUUAAAUGUAACCAGGAUGAAGUGAAUGAAGACAGGGCAGCUUUUAAAGCUCAGAAUAUCGUGCUGAGACACCUGAAUGUGUUGCUGGGCUAUAACCAGACAGAGAAAGCCUUCAGUGUACCACCUUACAAACUCAGGUGCUCGGCUGUGUUCAAUGCAUUUCUGGCUGGAUUACCACAUGUUCUGGAUAAGAACUUUAAGUUAGGUAACAUGAUAUUGCCCAUAUCACUGUUGCUGCUGCAGUACGGCCCGUCCCCUCAGCGAUAUGCCAGUGACUACCAGCCCCCAACCUACACACUGUGGUACCUGGAGCCUCACACACGCCAGGCAUGGCUCAUGGCUCUCCUUGUCAUUCUCUACAAGUAUCAGAUCAGCAGCACCCCUGUCUCCACCAUCAUGCAGACUCUGAUCAGGAUAGUCAUCAACACCAUUGAUGCCCAGCACCACCGCUGUAAAAAGAACGAAGAUGGAUUUGCCCCAGCUAGUCCAGCCGUGCCCAGAAACAGAGAUGCGAGUAAGGUGUCAAUGAGUGACCUGGAGAACAUCCAGGAGACAGAGACUCCACCCCAAAGCCCCACUGAAUCUCAUGGAGACUUGCUGAGCAUCCACUUGAGAUCCCCAGCCAAGGAGAGCCUGGUCCAGUAUGUCCGGUCUCGGCAACCUGAGGGCCUGGUGGAGGAGGAGCCAUCCGAUGCAGACUCCUCCCCUGCCCUGAAACUCAACAGAAAACCCCUGAAGAUCCCCGUACAUCGCACUCCACGACGCCUGGUCGACUACUCUCUGACAGAAAGCGAGGAGGAGCGUGAUGACAGGACGUGCAAGGAGCAGCGGGCAAUUCAUGAAGCAGACAAAGAGCAGAGCACAGACAGAGAGACGGAGAGGGAAGAUGAUGAGGAUAAGGAUUCUGAUGACAGCCACACUACAGCUGAAAGGAAGGACAGCCUGGAUCAGGUGAGUUCCUCAACAACAGCCAAGACUUCAACCUCCUCUGGGGUGCAGAGGGAUGAGAUUGUGGAGUCACAUACCACCUGUACUAACCUGUCUGAGGAUUCGUACCUGGAAGACACAGCCAAUACACCUGGGGAGGCAGCACCUGGCCUCCAUGGGGCAAACCCCUCCCAACUCCCCGCUUCUGCAGUGGAUCACAAGAUGGUGCAGCAGAUAGAAGAGUUUGAGGGUGAGGUCAGGCGUUCGUCUAGAACUCAGAUACAACCGUUAAGUGGGUCUGAGAUGGAUGGGAUGAAGACCAGCUCUGAGCAGCAGGCUGACGAUGAAGAGGGCUCUCAGAGAAAACUGAGUGGUGAGGAGAAGGAGAGGAAGCGUAGCUCGGAGGAGCGUGAUUCCUUGUCACGGGAGAGAAUCGGGGGCUCAGAGGAGCGAGCACUUAGUUCGGAAGAGAGACUGCUGUCAUCUGAUCAGGGUCGGGAGACAAUGUCAGAAGUGGAAGAGAGUGCAGAGGACAGCGAGAAGACACAGACGACAUCGGACGCAGAGUCAGACAAACAACAAGCAACCACAGACUCUGGGGAAUGCCAGCAAGAUGAUAAUAAAGAGCUAGGUGAAGAAGACCUGGCUCACCAGACUCCUUCUUCACUGCCUAAGCCAAACUUCAGACAGAGGAAGCAGAGAAAGACUGGCCUGACAACAGUUGAACUACAGAAGAUAUUCCCUGAGUUAGCUGAUACAGGUCCUACUCAGGAGACAACUUCCUCCCCAAAACCCAGCAGUCGCAGAUCACGUAAAGCAGAAAUCCUAAACAAACCCCAGAAGCCUAAGAAGCAGGCACCAUCUCGGUGCAGUGAGACUCUGUUGGUGGAGAGGUGCCCAGAAUGCAAUGCUGUCCUGGAGCAGUAUGACGAGGACACAGUUGGUCAGUGUAUCAUCGUCCUGGCAACCUUCAUUCAUAGAGAGCCCUCGCUGGCCACACCCAUUCUUCUGGAGACAUUUCAGACUGUGGCAAGAAUUGCAAGUCAUAGCCCUUAUUCCUGGCAGUCAGAUGGUUUGGUUGUUCCUGGGAAUUGUGUGAGUAUAGCUCGUCAGUUCCUGAGGUGUUGCUUACAUCAGCUAGCUCCAAAUGGAAUCUUCCCAAUGCUCUUCCAGAGUAACAUUGAAGAUUCAAGCUUUAUGAAAACAAUGGCUACAGCUUUGGUGGACUUCAGUGAGUUGAAUUGCCAUGCACCCUUACUCUUCCUGUUAGAGGGGUUAAACAGUAAGAAGAACCUGCCAACAGAAGGGAUUGUCCUAUUGCUGAACAACGUGUCGACAUACAUCAACUGUAUCACCCUGGAGAGUAACUCACCCGUGUGGAACAACAUUCUCAUACAGUUUGACAUUUUCUUCCGGCGCCUGGUCACUGUGCUGCCAAACCCCUGCGAUAUGACCUCCUCAAUGAAGAUCAUGAUAGCUGUCCUCAAGGUCCCUGGUGUGGCCAAUAACAGAUGUAUUCUCGAGCCCUUCUCCAAGCUACUGAGCUUUGCUCUCCAGAACUGUUCUUUCAAACUGCAGCAUCUACUGGAUAUAUGUUCUCUCAGCAACAGGGCAUUUGUCAAGGAGCGGGAUAAGCUGUUCCUGACAAGGAGCGUCAUAUUUGAGUUUGUCCAAGCUCUCAAAUUCAAGUCAACUUUACCUGAUGAGAACUGGCUAUUACUAGCUCAGUUUGUAAUCUUGGAUGCUGGAGGAACGAUUUCUCCCACCCCUAUUGUGGAGGAUAUGGCUGCUCUGUAUCACUCCCACGCUAAUGCCCUGGUCAGCACAUCAGCCUCUGAGUGUAUGCGACAGCACCUGACAGACUGUACAGAAUUCAUUGCUGACCUUCACACACUCACCAAGGUCAAGAGUAUCAUGAAAGGAGGAAGCAGCAGCCUGAACGAAGACACCUUGGGGAGUCAGCUUAAGGCAGCCCUGGCCCAGUAUAUUGCCCUGGAGAUCAGCAAGGGGAACGGCAGAGACAGCCGUGCCAUUACGCGUUACCUCCCCUGGCUUUACCAUCCCCCAUCAGCCAUGCAACAAGGCACUAAGGAGUUUAUUGACUGUGUGGGUCACAUUCGGUUACUGUCCUGGCUGCUAAUUGGUUCCCUGACCCACACAGCACUGACAGAUGGCACCGCCCCUGUGGUGUGUCAGCCAAUACCCAUGGAGGCCAGCAAUCAGAUAGCUGACCACGUCAUGGUGAUCAUGACAGGUUUUGCUGAGCAAUCCAAGGCUUCUGUCCCUCACAUGUCCUCACUCUUCCAUGCUUUUAUCCUCUGUCAGCUGUGGACCAUGUACUGUGAGUCUGCAGCCACCAUGCACCCUGCAGGGAGUGAGUCACACAUCACCGCCUCUAGUACCAUCAUGGAUUUCUGGGCACGGGUCACCCCCGGGGUACUUCAGCUCCUCUCUCACUCCAAAGUGGAAGUCAGCGAUGGAAGAAAACAAGUUGUAUCACUGGCAGAGAUGGUGAAUCUUCACUUCCUCAGUCUAAUGGAAGCGCUGCAGGAGUGUAACUCGUUUGUGUUGGCCAAGCUAUUCCCAAUGUGGACAUCCGUCUUGUACUCCUAUCAUUCGCAGCUUCCAGGCCACCUGCAGGUGAGGUUACAGACCUGUCAGAACUGGGAACCCACCAGGAACACCAGCUCUCAGCCCUCCACCACCUGCAGCAUGUUACUCACCUGGUUGAAGAGGAUCCAGUUCAAGCUGGGACAGAUUGAGGUCCAGUCUUCAACUGCCACUCAGUUCUUCACAGUUUAGAUGGCAAGCUACAUGUAGCAGGUCAAAGAGCUGGGUCCAGUCUUCAACUGCUACUCAGUUCUUCACAGUUUAGAUGACAAGCUACAUGUAGCAGGUCAAAGAGCUGGGUCCAGUCUUCAACUGCUACUCAGUUCUUCACAGUUUAGAUGACAAGCUACAUGUAGCAGGUCAAAGAGAAGGGUCCAGUUUUCCAGUGCUACUCAGUUCUUCACAGUUUAGAUGUAGCGGGUGAAAGAGAAGGAUCCAGUCUUCAACUGGUUCUCAUUUCUUCACAGUUUAUGUGCUACAGUCACAGGGCAAAGCAAAUUCAGUAUAAGCUAGGAUAGAACUGGGUUAGUCUACUGAGUUAUUCACAGUUUAAGUCACCUGCGAGCAACAUAAGAAGAACCUUGUACCGGUAACUACUUCUCAACUGCUACUUUAAUAGUUUUUUAGUGCUUAAAUGACAGAAAGAUUAGCUUUAAAUUUUAAGCUGUAAAGACAGAAAAAUUUGCUCUGCAGUUCUUUAUUAUUUGAGGGCUUUAACAUUUAUUAAUAUGUGGUGCAUUAAGGCAAAUCAAGGUCACCAAAAUUGUAAUCAAUUAAGAUAGUUAAGUCAAAUCUGCAAUGAAUCAAAUAAUAUAUGGCCUAUACAGUCUGAAGAUAUGGGGCCAUUCAUUAGACCUCAUGAAGGAGUUUUAUAAUAGUCUUGAGACAAGCCAAAAUUCCUGUUGUGGAACGAGCUCAUAGGCUUAGAUCUGGCUUAAGAUAUUAGUUACCUGGAGGAUUUGUGUAUAAAUGACAAAUAUCACUGUGAAUUAAUAUACAUGUGCUGAAUUCUGUUUACUUCAGCUGUUUUAAUAGGGCCUAUGUGCUGCAUACUAAUAAAUGCAUGUUGGCUUUCAUCAGAUAUUCCAGGGUUGCUGCAUUGUUGUAGACGGACUGCAAUGUACAUGUCAGAAUAUAGAGCUCAGCAUCUGACACACAGGAUUAUCUAAUAAUGUGUAUCUUUGAUUUCCAACAGGAAAUGUUGGUGACACCAUGGUUAUUGUAUAGGGUAAUUUUUAAGCUUAGUCAUGACAGAGUGCUGUAAGGGCAUUGAACUUAGAAUGUACACAUGGUUUGAAGGUAGACAUGAGUAAAUAAGACAUUUCAGUUGGUAAGUAGGUUCUUCCAUACACAUGCACAUGUACAUGUAUGUUAGAUUUAUGUUGUUAUACAUGCUGAUUUACAUGUAUUAUACAUGUCCACAA
This is a messenger RNA of Liolophura sinensis, 8903 nucleotides long. Its product is annotated as protein unc-79 homolog. The transcript is spliced from 52 exons. Lineage: Eukaryota; Metazoa; Mollusca; Polyplacophora; Chitonida; Chitonidae. Gene Ontology annotation, molecular function: protein binding. The record is from RefSeq and is a predicted model, not a curated record. The coding region runs from base 202 to 7671 and encodes 2489 amino acids.